AUGGGAACAAAACAAAAAUUCUUUAACCAGACCGCAACGCCGACCGCGCCACUUUGCUGUCAGCCGCGGCUGGGUGCAGAGGCUGGUGCGUCCCAGCACACCAUGCGGUUCUUUCUCGUUGGGUGCGUUCACAGUGCGUUGCACCACGCUGUCGAGGCGACCGCACCGUGUCCGGACUCCACUUACCUCCACAGCCUGGAAGUGCGGCACCGCGACAGCUGUACGGCAUCUCUUGGCCCACGCGCAUCAACGAAGGAUACUUCUGCCCAACUGGAAGCCAAUCUAGCACCGCUGCGAAGGAUUGUUGGGUUCCUCGAACCCACACAGCACGAACGCCUCACAUUUCUUUGGUAUAUUGAGGAAGAGCGUGGCGCAAUCUGCUCGGAAACCAUGCCGCAGUCGAUACAUAGGAAUGCAGUGACGAGUAUUCCGCUUCCGAGAGAUGCCGUACUUAACGGAAUGCGACGCGUCUGCGGCCACAUGAGGAUCUUCCCGCACCACACCCGCGCCUCUCAUGCUGAGCACCGGAUUUUCGCCCGGGACACUGUGAGCCGCGACGGGGUGGGCGUCUUCCAGCCACGGCACGCCCAAGACGCUCCGGACGGUGUCAGACGAUCGGCCGUCGAACCGGCCCGCACAUUUCUGGGACCGCUGCACUGCCAAUUGACUCCCCGGACAGCGGAGCUCCCUGUGGGGCCUCACCGCGCAGCUGCUGGCAGCCUUGCAUGCUCCUGCCGAGCGGAGUGUCCUGCCACUGAGCAUGGCCUCAGACACUUCCCAGUUCCCCGCCUGGCAGCAGCAUCCCAAUCGCCCACACGAGUUCCUGUCGCCACAGACUCCCUCUCGGCGAUGGAAUCACUUCGCCUUGGCCCGCUGGAGGUGCACGACGACGUCGGCGAGGAGAUUUGUGCCGUGCCACUUUCACAGGCGGAUCGAGGGCACACAGGUGAAUCCACAUUUUCCCCAUUACGCCGCGGAAUUUCACGCAACGUGACAGCGGACGCUGAUGCCGUCGUGGCACGAUCCCUCCCGCAGGACUGCGUCAAUGCCUGGCAAUUGGGCUACCUCACCGCAGUGAAGCGACCGUAG
Molecule: messenger RNA, 1089 nt
Organism: Trypanosoma cruzi
Lineage: Eukaryota; Euglenozoa; Kinetoplastea; Trypanosomatida; Trypanosomatidae
Exons: 1
Coding region: 1-1089 (362 amino acids)
Source: RefSeq, a predicted model, not a curated record